Molecule: messenger RNA, 2158 nt
Organism: Boeremia exigua
Lineage: Eukaryota; Fungi; Ascomycota; Dothideomycetes; Pleosporales; Didymellaceae
Product: general substrate transporter
Exons: 3
Coding region: 319-1917 (532 amino acids)
Biological process (GO): transmembrane transport; carbohydrate transport
Cellular component (GO): membrane
Molecular function (GO): carbohydrate:proton symporter activity
Source: RefSeq, a predicted model, not a curated record
GGGGACAGACCAUAGACUUUACCCAAAAUAAUCGGUCUACCGUUGGUAUCGAGCGAUGGAGCCACAGAGCUGCAUUGCAGAAUUUAACCGGUCCGCCUAACCGUUCGAAUGAAGCUAAGGGUUCCUUGGUGCUAAUGUUACUAUGAGAUGGAACAUAUAUAGGAUGAAGCACUCCAACAUUGCCAAAGGAUCCAGGUCCAGCGACCAGCCCACUUCUGGCAGGAAAACACUGCACGUACCAGCCGUUGUGGAGUUUGACCUAUUGACUUCAUCGAAUAUCGCUCCUUCGUUCAUCUGGACCUACAACGAUAGAUCAUCAUGGCGAUUAACAAGUUCAGACCCAAGAUGGGCGCUGUUGCAAAAAAGGCUGCCGAUGUUGAGGUCGCUCAGGCUGAAGCUCCCCACCUGGCACGAGUUGACUGGAAGUCCGAUCCCGGGCUCAGGAAACUUUACCUUUGGGCUUUCAUCAUUUGCAUCGCUUCUGCGACGACAGGUUACGACGGUUCUAUGUUGAAUAAUUUGCGCAUUCUCAACCGUUGGACCACCUACUUUGAUGAUCCUAAGGAGUCUACGCUUGGUCUCCUCACAGCUCUCUAUUCGAUUGGCUCCAUUGCCUCACUUCCUUUUGCCCCUUUCGUUGCUGACAACUUCGGUCGCAAGUCCGCUAUCGCCCUUGGUUGCAUAAUCAUGAUCGUCGGCGCUGCUAUCCAGGCCGCUGCAAAGAAUCUGGACUACUUCAUGGGUGGACGAUUCCUGAUGGGGUUCGGAAACUCACUUGCCCAGCUAUCAUCUCCUCUGCUGCUUACCGAGCUCUGCCACCCUCAGCACCGUGCUCGUGUCACCGCCGUUUACAACUGUCUGUGGAACGUCGGCGCCAUCAUUUGUACUUGGUUGACGUUCGGUACCAAGCGCAUCGAAAGCGACUGGUGCUGGCGUAUACCUGCGCUUACCCAGGCGUUUCCCUCCGUCAUUCAAUUGGCUUUCAUCUGGUUCAUCCCUGAAUCUCCAAGAUGGCUGAUCUCUAAGGAGAGGAACGAGGAAGCCCUUGCUAUUCUCGGCAAGUACCAUGCCAACGGCGACAUCAACAACCCUACCGUCCAGUUCGAAUACGCAGAGAUCAAGGAGACUCUCCGUCUCGAAUUCAUGUACAAAAAGACAUCCUCCUAUCUUGACUUCUUCAAGACCCGCGGCAACAGGUACCGGCUCAUGCUCCUUGCAUCUCUCGGUCUUUUCUCGCAAUGGUCUGGAAACGGAUUGGUUUCUUACUACGCAACCGAUGUCUACAAGUCUAUCGGUAUCACUGACGGCGACACCCAACUUGGCCUGAACGGUGGUCUUACCAUUCUUUCGCUGAUCGUCUCCGUUUCCUGCGCUCUUCUCUGCGACAGAGUUGGUCGCCGUCCGCUCUUCAUUGCUGCUACCGCUUCCAUGUGUCUGACCUUCAUCAUUUGGACGAUUUGCUCUUCGCAGCAGGAGGCUAAGCAGAGCAAGGCUGCUGGUCAGGCUGUUAUUGCUAUGAUUUGGAUAUUCUCUGUGGCAUACGCCCUUGCUUGGUCUGGUUUGCUAGUCGCAUACACGGUUGAGAUCCUGCCUUUCAAGAUUCGCGCAAAGGGUCUCAUGAUCAUGAACUUGUUCAUUCAAGUUGCUCUGACUAUCAACCAAUACGUCAACCCUUACGGUUUCCAAUAUCUCCACCCUACCUGGAAGUUCUACACUAUCUACGCUGUCUGGAUCUUCCUCGAACUCCUCUUUGUCGUCUUCUUCUACGUCGAGACCAAGGGUCCCACUCUUGAGGAGAUUGCUAAGAUCUUUGAUGGCGAUGAGGCUGAGGUCGCAUUUGUUGACACCGACAAGGCCGGACAGACCGAAUACCUUGAGAAACAGGGCGAUGUUCAUGUAGAUCCCGCCAGGCACUAAGCCCUGUGCAGCAAUAAUUGUGGAUUGGCGAUGUUGACCGCGGCAUCAGAUAUUUCAGGUUUACAAACUUUCGCACACGCCCAAUUGCAAUGUGAUACUUCUCACGUAUUCCAAGCAGUGUUUCCACGCAGACCAGGAGAAGGGACGAUUCUCAGUUCAUUGAAAGGCCAAAAGACAAACAAGAAGCUUCAAGCGAAUAGCCCAAUGUAUUUGACAUAAACAGUUCAGAAUCGUCGAGGCC